AUGUUGCUACGUUCUAUUCAACGUGGUGCCUUCCUCACGUUAGCGUUUGCUUCAAGUGGUUUGGCCUCCAUUGUUUGUAACUCAACCAAUGCUCCACAACCAACUGAAUUCGUAUUUGUAAUUGAUGCAUCUGGAUCUAUGUGUCCGUACAUAACCAACGUCACUGCUGGUGUCCAAACCUUUGCAAACAGUCUAGUUGCCAAGCACGUUGAUGCCCGUUUUGCAGUCGUCGCAUUCGGUGGCAGUCCCACCCUUCUACAACCCUUCACAGCCAACGCCACCCUCCUACAAGCUGCCCUCGCGUCCCUAAACAACUGUAACUAUGGCGGUAACGAAGCCGGUCUCGAAGCACUCCGUAUGGUCCUCCCACCCAAAUCCGGUAUCGACCUCAUCUCCGGCUGUGUGAAUUCCGCCUUUACUGGUGCCAGCUGUAACCUAACAUACCGAUCCGGUGCCGCCAUCCAAGUAAUCAUGGCCACCGAUGAAGACUCUGAUAUCCCAACCAACGUCAACUACAGGCAGUCUGAUCAAGUUACCCAAGUUACCACUAUGUGUGCUAGUCAGCAAUAUACCAGCAAGGGUAACGAGAGUGAUUGUGAUGCUAGUAAUUCUUUUGAGCCAUUGUUUAUAAGUCCAAAGUACUUGUAUGGGUUGAAUUACUAUGUUGGGGGUGGUGGUAAUAUUCAGACUUUAUACCAGUGGUUCCGUAACAGCUCCGCGCCACUUGUCCUACACAACACCUACUACAAGGAAAUCAACGCUACCGCCGAUGUCGUCGCCGCCUCUAACGCCGCCAUCAUGUUGAUGAUGCGCCCAGAUGAAAACGCUAACAGAAACGGUCCUAUUUCUCAAUUCGACAGCACCUCAUACUACUACAACUGGAUGGCCCCGUCAGGAUCAGCCAACGACUCGACCCACACCGCCAUUGCCCAAUACGGACAUCCAUAUGCCAACGUUAUGGGUGCCAACUAUACCAACUUCAACUCUACAGCUACUUUGGCUGCUCUCCGUGCUCGUGGUUUGGGAUCGUCCUUCCAGGCUCAGGUUUUGGCUCGUGGCGGUCUUGCCAAGUUGUUCUCCAUAUCUGACUUUAUCAGUAACAUUAACGUCGUCAACAACUUCUUUACUCAAUCUAUUCAAGUAUCCACUAGUUGUUACACUGUCACUGAUCCAUCUCCAGUUCAACCAUCUCUGACCAGUGCUGCCCCAUCAAUUGCACCAAGCACAGUUGUAGCAUCCCCAGUCAGAACCUCCGCUGCCCCAUCCCCAGUUGCCAGCACUGUCACCUCCGCUGCCCCAUCCCCAGUUGCCAGCACUUUGACCUCAGCUGCUCCAUCCCCAGUCAGGACUUCUGCCGCUCCAUCGCCAGUUGCCAGCACUUUGACUUCAGCUGCUGCUGCAUCUCCAGUCAGAAGUUCAGCUGCUCCUUCGCCAGUUGCUAGUACUUUGACUUCAGCUGUUCCAUCUGCUGCUGCAUCUCCAGUUCACACAUCUGCUGCUCCUUCACCUGCUGCUAGUACUUUGACGUCAGCUGCGCCAUCUGCUGCUCCAUCUGCUGCUGCUUCUCCAGUUAUGGCUUCAGCUGCUCCAUCACCAAUGGCCUCAGCCGUUGUCGCUUCAGCUGCUCCAUCAGUCGCUGCUUCCACCAUUGUCGCUUCAUCAGCACCAAGCGCAACACCCUCUCCCCUUGACACCAACCUAACCCCCGUUCAACCACUAUCACCAGUCUCAUCACCAGUUACCGCAUCCCCAUCAGCAACACCAGACUCUGGUUCCAGCUCGUCCAACAACAUCCCCAUCUACGCUUCCGUCGGAGCUGUUGGUGCCGGUGCUGCCGCCGCUGCAGUCUUCUUUGUCAGACGUCGUUCAGCCCGUCAAAUCCCUGAAGGUGUUUCAGUUGGUGCCUCUAUGGAUGGACUACAAGGUGACUCGCAUAUGAAUCCCUUGUUUGCUACCAGACAGAUGAUGGAAAACCCUUUGUACGAAUCAUCUGGUUCCACUCAAGUUUUGGGAGGUGCCUUUGGUUCUACUGACUCUGUUUAA
Messenger RNA from Synchytrium microbalum, 2043 nucleotides. RefSeq lists its product as uncharacterized. Lineage: Eukaryota; Fungi; Chytridiomycota; Chytridiomycetes; Synchytriales; Synchytriaceae. Bases 1 to 2043 code for a protein of 680 amino acids. The transcript has 11 exons. The record is from RefSeq and is a predicted model, not a curated record.